CUUACAUUCAUUCUUCACUAAAGACAACAAUAUGCAGCCACAGAUAAUUCUUCUGAAGGAGGGUACAGACACCUCACAAGGUGUACCUCAAAUUGUCAGUAACAUAAAUGCUUGUCAGGCGAUUGCUGAUGCAGUACGUACCACACUUGGUCCAAGGGGGAUGGACAAACUCAUUAUUGAUGAUAAGGGUAAAGCUACUAUAUCAAAUGAUGGAGCUACAAUUCUGAAGACAUUAGAUAUUGUCCAUCCUGCAGCCAAGACAUUGGUAGACAUAGCUAAAUCACAGGAUGCUGAGGUAGGUGAUGGAACUACCUCAGUCACAUUGUUAGCUGGUGAGUUCCUUAAAGAAGCCAAGCCAUUUAUAGAAGAGGCGGUUCAUCCACAGAUCAUAAUCAAAGCUUUUAGAAAGGCAGCAACAGAGGCUGUUAAGAAAAUCAGAGAAAUAUCUAUGAGGAUCAACAAAAGUGAUCCAAAGGAAAUGAGACAGUUAUUAGAGAAAUGUGCUGCCACUUCAUUGAGUUCUAAACUGGUUGCUCAUCAGAAAGAUUUCUUCACAAAGAUGGUAGUUGAUGCUGUUAUGUUAUUGGAUGAGUUACUUCCCCUUAACAUGAUUGGUGUGAAGAAAGUUACUGGUGGAGGUCUUGAGGAUUCUGUAUUAAUAGCAGGAGUAGCAUUUAAGAAAACCUUCAGUUAUGCUGGAUUUGAAAUGCAGCCAAAGAAAUACACCAAACCUAAAAUAGCACUUUUAAAUAUAGAAUUGGAACUGAAAGCUGAGAGAGAUAAUGCAGAAGUUAGAGUUGAUUCUGUAGAGGAAUACCAGUCCAUAGUGGAUGCUGAAUGGAAGAUAUUAUAUGAUAAACUUGAUAUCUUACACAAGAGUGGAGCUAAAGUUGUUUUAUCUAAGUUGCCUAUUGGAGAUGUUGCCACGCAGUAUUUUGCAGAUAGAGAUAUGUUUUGUGCUGGACGAGUGGUAGAAGAAGAUCUGAAGAGGACAAUGAAAGCUUGUGGUGGCUCUAUACAAACAACAGUUCAGAAUCUGUCACCAGAUGUGUUAGGUACCUGUGAUAUAUUUGAAGAAAUCCAAAUUGGUGGGGAAAGGUAUAAUUUAUUUACGGGUUGUCCACAAGCUAGAACAUGUACAAUUAUUCUUCGUGGUGGAGCAGAACAGUUUAUAGAGGAAACAGAGAGAUCGUUACAUGAUGCUAUAAUGAUUGUAAGAAGAACCAUGAAGAAUGAUGCCGUUGUCGCAGGUGGAGGCGCAAUAGAGAUGGAAUUAAGUAAAUACUUGAGGAACUUAUCAAGAAAUAUAGCUGGUAAAGAACAGUUAUUAAUGGGGGCCAUGGCUAAAGCUUUAGAGAUCAUUCCUCGACAGUUAUGUGAAAAUGCUGGCUUUGAUGCUACAAAUAUACUCAACAAAUUACGCCAGAGACAUGCACAAGGUGGUAUCUGGUAUGGUGUAGAUGUACUUAAUGAAGAUAUUGCUGACAAUUUUGAGAAUUGUGUAUGGGAACCAGCAGUGGUUAAAAUAAAUGCCAUCACAGCUGCUGCAGAAGCAAGUUGUCUCAUUCUUUCUGUUGAUGAAACUGUUAAAAAUCCAAAAGCUCAACAAGACGGACCCCCAGGCGGUGGAAUGGGAAGAGGUCGAGGACGACCUAUGUGAUCUAGAUUUAUACUUUAUUUAUUUGUAUAUUUAUGUGUCUCUGAACAAAUUACCCUCCAUGAAGAUUAUCUUUUUGUCGCUGCAUUUUGUGCUUUGUAUUUUCAUAUCAUAAUGAUUGUACUAAAAAAUAAUGUGAAUACAAUUUUUAUACAACA
Molecule: messenger RNA, 1815 nt
Organism: Mytilus californianus (California mussel)
Lineage: Eukaryota; Metazoa; Mollusca; Bivalvia; Mytilida; Mytilidae
Product: T-complex protein 1 subunit eta-like
Exons: 12
Coding region: 32-1660 (542 amino acids)
Biological process (GO): protein folding
Cellular component (GO): chaperonin-containing T-complex
Molecular function (GO): ATP-dependent protein folding chaperone; ATP binding; ATP hydrolysis activity
Source: RefSeq, a predicted model, not a curated record